Molecule: messenger RNA, 4266 nt
Organism: Patiria miniata (bat star)
Lineage: Eukaryota; Metazoa; Echinodermata; Asteroidea; Valvatida; Asterinidae
Product: G-protein coupled receptor moody-like
Exons: 2
Coding region: 1229-2953 (574 amino acids)
Biological process (GO): G protein-coupled receptor signaling pathway
Cellular component (GO): membrane
Molecular function (GO): G protein-coupled receptor activity
Source: RefSeq, a predicted model, not a curated record
UAAUAAUUACGGGAACAGUGUGAGACUUGGAGGGAAGCUGUCGCGACCACUUGGACUGUUAAGAGAACUAGACGACAAAAAUGGCCAACGAAAGUUUAUUGUCAAUCACAGCGCACCUUGACCCCGCCAGCCUGCACUGAGCACGCCCACCAAUUCAUGGCAACAACAGAAGACGCUUGGGCCGGCAGAAUAGAUGAUGAGACGCAGUAGGGCCGAUGGACUGCCAAACCAUUUACAUGCCCGGUUCGUCACGGACGACAGCGGGCAGACCUGUCAGGCACGAGCGCAUGCCCCACCACGAUCUUCCCUCACCGUCUCGCUCGUACGAAGAAGCUACAGCCAUGAAGUAAAAUGCAGCGGACGAACACGGACAGCGAUGUGUAUUGAUUAAAGUGUACAGUCACAUUAUCAACGAUGAGGAUGACAGCAGCGUACGUACGCCGUAAAAAUCGUUUAUGACUGAAACGAAAUGAUAGUUAAUAAAAAAAAAAAAAGCUGCGUCACCUAACUAAAUAAUAUUGUGAUAGACAACCUGGAUGUUACCAGUGUUAGUGUAGUCGUAAUGUGUCUUGUAAUUUUCACAAGAUAUCAGUGUCACUUGACGUGCCUCGCCUAACUUGUUCGGGACUUUGCGUCAUCGUCUCUCCAUCUCAACAGUCGAUCAGAACUGAUGCGAAAUGUACACGUCGCCUCGCACCUUCACACUUCACAACUCACCCAUUUUUAAGUGUGGGAUUUUUUAGAUGGCCUUUAAUGGACAUUGGAUCAAGGCGAACAAGCGUGAAUUGUGAUUUCUCUUCAGUCGGGGAAUAUCGACAUGUACACGGUAUAGCUUCUGGACAGGUUUUCCGCACUCUUUCUUAGUUUGAUUGCCGAUUGUAGGAAUUAUGUUUCUUUUCGAAGUAUCAACAAACAGCAUAUUUCAAAUACGAUGCCUUUGCUCUGUUUGACACAAUUGCAUGCUGAGGGCCUGAAAGCUCAAAUCCAAACUCCUGACUCAAACUUGAAUCAUCAUUGAACAUUAAGUCCUAUUGGGAAAAAAAUCCAAUUACGCACCAUCCAAUUACGCACCAGGCUACCGGGAACCCCGAUUCUGUCGAAGUCGACCGACUUUUUGGACAAACGAGCGCUCUCAGGAUAUGCAAGGUGAGAUGUUUGUUGCCGUUACACAAAGUGCCUUGAAAAGAGAUUACAAAACACAGAUGACCACAGUCGAUGGAUUGGUACCAUGCCGGGAUCUGUUCUGAGGUUUGUGGACGUUAUCCACCCAGAGCUCAAGAUGGAUAAUUCGGGAAAUGAGACAAUGAGCGGGUUACCGUCCAUUGUGGUAACCCGAAUAGCGGCUGGUAUCACCACCGUCUUCACGCUCUUCGGCCUGGUGGGGAAUCUAUUGGUCAUCGCUGCCGUGGCCAGGAAAAAGAAUCUACGGACUCGCGGGAACGCGUUCAUCGUCAGCUUGAGCGUAGUCGGCUUGCUGUACGCGGGCUGUGUCCUAAUUCCUGGAAUAGACACCUUGAUUUACCGCGAAUGGCGGUCCGGGGAUUUCAUGUGUGGAUUCCACACCUACUACACGCUGGCUUUCUCCUUGCUCUCCUUGCUUCAUACCAUGUGUAUAGGUCUAGACCGGCUGGUCAAUGUGGUGCUGUUCACUCGUGCCAGGAAGAUCGCCUCUCGGCGGAAUAUCGGUAUCGCCGUGGUUCUGUGCUGGUUAGUGACGGCAGGGGUUAUGAUGUGUUACCAUUUCUUCGUCGUGGCUGGCCGCAUGUACUACCUUGAGAAGGCACUACGUUGUAUCGCAAUCUACAAUGCAAGCAGCUGGCGCGUCUCUGUCGUCGUCUACUGCUUCAUCUUCAUCCUGCCCAGCAUUGUCAUUGUCGUUUCCUAUGUCACCAUUCUCUCUUUUGUGAAGAAGAAACGCAAGAGUCUUCAUAGCAAAAUGGGUGUAGCCACUCGAACCAUUGCCACAAGUGUCACCAACGGAGAAGCGAUGUCCAUCGCGGUCUGCAGUGACAACACCCGUGACAAAGUGACUUUUGCGCCUGUUGCGCUUCAGGAAGAGAAGGAGCAGAUAUUACAGUGCCCAAGAAACCCGAGUCUAGUCACAAACCCUGAAAACCCACCUGAAGUAGAUACAGGUCAGGCUGAUCAUGUUGGUGACGGUAAGGAGGUGGAUGCAGCAGGAAAGACCGGUGCUUGUGACGAGAACAAGUCCACUCCUUUGGCAGAGGUCCAUCGGUGUAGCAUUGUUGAUGCCGUUUACCAGUCAUCGGUCACCAUUAACACCGUGGAUUUCUCGCCUGACAUUCAGGAGCCAUCCUUGGAGGGACGGAAGGGGCUCGAUUUGACCACCACACAAGUUCUAGCCAGUGCUGACCGGACCGGGGAGGCUGCGUCUGGUUCUCGAUCCGGUCACGGAGGUAAAGCGCCCGGUAGGCCAAUGACUCGGCGAACACGCGUCCGGUUAUCGAGCACCGAGUCGGACAUGCAAUCAAUCCGGUCAGCUCCAAGCCAGAGUGACCUGACGCGACGCAGGGGAAGCAUCUGGCCAGGCCACAAGAGGCUUAGUGAGGUGGCCAAAACAUUAGGCCGAGGCCGAGACCGCUUCAAACCCUCAAGAAGUCGCAACGACCGUGACCUCAACCGCAUGAUGCUGGCCGUUUUUCUGGUGGUCUGGGUCGGUUACCUCCCGUACCCGCUGGUCCGAUACCUAGACAUCCCCGGAAUCGACGUAAGCAGUAACGUGUACAUGGUGGUGACCGUGACAUCUUACGUGGCCGGAUGCGUGAAUCCGAUCAUCUACGGGUUCAUGCACCGCCGAUUCCGUGCGGCUUUCAUUGAGAUGCUCACGCUGGGCAAGUGCAAGAGCAACAACAGGGUGGGUGUUAGAGGACGUGAUGGGAGCGUAUCCGGUACGGAAGGGUCAACAGCUGUGGAAAGGCGUGAGGAGGCUUAAGAUACCUCAUACAGUCAGGUUGUUCAAGACUAUAACCGUCACCCUGCCCCGACAUUGUGUUUUAUGUUGUCGUAUUUCAGAAACUUAUAGCUUUUGAAUGUUCUGAGCUCUGUAACUUUUUUUAAUCAAGUGCGUUCUCUUAUCCAAGAAAUGGCACUUACAACACGCACUGUGGAUCUAGAACAACCGUCAGCCCAUGAGGCGAUAGAUUAGAAAAGUGAACUAAAUCUAAAAAUAUGGUAGGCCUAUGUCGUUCAGGCCAUGGUAGAAAAUAAUAACAAUGGAUAUCAAUAAAAUAGAGAAAAGUUAUCGGACGAUUUACUGCACUGCAAUUCGAAAACCACAGAGGGGGCAUAGGCAGGACAUUAUUACAAUGUACUACAAUUAUUUCGUUCACUUGUGUGGCAAAUGCAACUUUGACGAAAUCUGCAAGGAGAGGGCCUGUCUUCUUACCACUUCUCUCGUCUUAUCACAAGAGGUAAGAAAACCAGCCCCUCUUUUUCACUCACUCACUCAGCCGUGGAGAAGACAGCGUUGGUCCGGCUGAAUUAAAGUUCGGUCGGUUAAGUUCGGUCAGAGAGUAGCAAGCGAAGAACGAAUAUGUUAGUCGUGUCUUCAGUUUCUUUUGCGCCUCGUUUUUUUUAUUAGGUUGUAUUUUAGGAAGUUAUGCUUAAAGAAAAAUUUGGUGAUCUUAUGGUGAAAGGGAAAAUUACUUUAAUUACGUUAAUUCUCAAUUUUUGACUCCUCGACCGAAUUAUGUAUUUCUCCGUAAUCGUUUUGCUGUUCGUGAUGUUAUAGUGUUAUGAACAUUAUAUAAAUCUUAUAUUCCAAUCAUUAAUAUGAUAAGAAGAUUAAGGCAAUUCCAAUUGUCUGCAUCAUGAAUUUUUACAGCAAACGAAAAAUAUUGACGGGUCUUUUUUGUGCAUGAAACACGUUUGGAGUUCUUAUCACUAACAUAUCUUAGGAACUAAAGGUUUUACAGUUUAUAUAGCCUACGUACGUGGUCUGUUAGCUUUCAGUGCACGGGUUAGAGCAAUGUAAACCCUUGUAUGGAUCAUUUGCACUCUAUAGCCAGCUUUCAGGUGUGUCCGUAUUGUUCAACAGGGAUACGCAUCAGUAUGGGAAAUGGCUGCUGCAUGCAUUCGAACUAUAAUUGUGUUUUGAAAACACCAGGAUUCAUUGCACAAUAUCGUUAUAAACCAAUUAAACCUUUCAAAACAGUGCAUUCAACACUCGAUUUCUUCUAUCUAAAUAAAUGAGGUCUAUAUUACCUAAGAUCGAGCUUUACAAAAAGAAUAAAUAUCACUUACUGU